This is a messenger RNA of Lasiosphaeria miniovina, 843 nucleotides long. RefSeq lists its product as uncharacterized. The record is from RefSeq and is a predicted model, not a curated record. NCBI's taxonomy places the organism in Eukaryota, Fungi, Ascomycota, Sordariomycetes, Sordariales, Lasiosphaeriaceae. The transcript has 3 exons. Bases 225 to 728 code for a protein of 167 amino acids.
UCAACACUGAAUCAUUGUCUAAAUCUGACAGAGCAGAACUGAAUCAAUCCGAACAUCCAAAGUACAUUGUCCCUUGCGGAUUAACCAUUCAUAGCACCAUCAAUGUCUAGCAUGAACCCAAGUCUCCCAAAAAAUUGAAGCCCACAUCAUACCCGACCCAUUUUCCGAGAGUGAGCGAGUGCAGCUGGAAGAACCGGAGCAUUCGCAGCCAGCCAUGAUGAUGGAUGUGCUUUUGGUUGGUUGGGGUUGAGUGUGUGUGUGUGUUUGUGUGUGUGUGUUUGUGUGUGUGGUUUAUGGGGCCUGCGCAAAGCAACGGAUGGAACAAGUCAGGGAACUUGCUAGAAACCCCCCUCUUUCUCUCUCUCGCUUUCCUUUCUAUUCGGUUCGUGCUGCGGUUAGUCUUGGCUCUUUUUGCGUGGUUUGUGCCGGUUCCAUUCCACUUUUUUGCGUUUUUUGAGCGGGUUUCGCACAUCGACCGAGGGACCGAGCUUGGAAACGGUUCGCGCCCGCUGGGUCACCAGGGCAGCCCGCCACCCGCACACAUGGGCACACAGAGUCAUGAUCUCGCGUGCAUGCGGGCCCCCGCUUGGCCCCACACAGCAGUGAGGGGCAAGCUGUUUGGCGGGGCUUUGGCACACCCUUUUGGGAAGGGGUGGCCAAACCUAGGCCCGUCACAGCGUGACCGCGGCCGUCGUCAUCUGCACCGCCUUUGCGAGAUUUGUGCGUGAACGUCGACCAGUGGUGCCGAAACUGCGCUACGUAAUUAGCAUUGCAGUCGCGUUUGGCAAUCUGGCUGGUCAGCCCUGUCGCCGCCCGUCUGCAAUGGUGCACCAACCGACCACC